Rhodamnia argentea is the source of this 1152-nucleotide messenger RNA. RefSeq lists its product as uncharacterized. The record is from RefSeq and is a predicted model, not a curated record. Bases 120 to 866 code for a protein of 248 amino acids. The transcript has a single exon. Lineage: Eukaryota; Viridiplantae; Streptophyta; Magnoliopsida; Myrtales; Myrtaceae.
AUAAUCCCACAUGCCACGUGUCCCCUAAAAUAGAAGCAUCCACUUGUUCAGGAGCUGUUGUACAUAAGCAUAUUCACUCAUCAUAUGCAGGCAAGCUCCUCUCAGUCGACUCGAAUCCCAUGGAGAUUCACCGGCGUUGGAAUGGCUCCAGUGACGAGUUCUCGUUUCCAAGCACCCCAUCUGAAUCCCGGGAUCCGGACUUGGAGUUUGAGUUCGGUUGUGCGACCCCGGAUUCGCCCUCCGGAGAAUCCAGCAAGAACUCACCAGCUGAUCAUCUCUUCUUCAAUGGCAGGCUCUUGCCGCAUUCUUUCCCAUGCAAAACCAAGACCAAUGCCGUCGCCCCGCGUGCGGCGAGCCGAGCGAGCAGCGUGAGCAGCAAGGGCUCGAUGUCGUUGAUGUCAUCCAGGAGCAACAGCACGAACAGCAGCCGGAGCAGCAGCAGCUGCAGCAGCGCGAGGAGGAGCUCUUCCGACAAUACCGAAAGGGCCAGGUCGCCGCCGUUGAUGUACCAAACCAGAGUCUCAUCCAAAACCCUAAGCAAGAACGCGAGAGAUCAGAGACGAAGGACGUGUGAAGCCGUGGCUGCUCAAGUGUACGGGACGUCUCAGAGGUGGCAGUUCAUCACGCCGGUGCCGCCUUUGAGUCGCGAGGGGUCUUGCUCGUCGUCUUCUUCCUCCUCGAGGAGGAGAACGAGGAAAUUACACGAAGGUGUUGCGAGAGAAGAAGCAAAAAGGAUCAAGGAAAAGGAAAGGAUCAAGACCGGUUUCGGAAGGAGACUGAUACGUUCGUUCUUGUUGUCCUGCAUGCACUGCCAUGCAAUGGAAGUCGAAGCUUCUAGGAGAGAAGAUGUUUUCAGAGAGUUGUGACCCUGAUCAACAUCCAUAAUUUGGUCCAUGGUGUUUCUUUCUUUUCUUCUUUUAUUUGGGUGGAUUGUCUCGUCACCUCUUGGUUUGAUAUGAGUUGGCUUAAAGAAAAAACAAGAAAACAAAAGAAGAACGUCAUCAAUCGAUUUUCUCGUGCCCGUCCUCUUUACUGUGAAACUGGGCAGAAUCGAUCUUCCAUACCCAGACUGUGUAAAAGGGAGCUGAGCUGAUCUUUCCAUAACUUUCCAUAAUCCAGUUUGAUGAACUCUUUAAGGCACAUAUAGAUCGA